Molecule: messenger RNA, 4488 nt
Organism: Periophthalmus magnuspinnatus
Lineage: Eukaryota; Metazoa; Chordata; Actinopteri; Gobiiformes; Gobiidae
Gene: pcdh10b
Product: protocadherin 10b
Exons: 5
Coding region: 362-3223 (953 amino acids)
Biological process (GO): homophilic cell-cell adhesion
Cellular component (GO): plasma membrane
Molecular function (GO): calcium ion binding
Source: RefSeq, a predicted model, not a curated record
GCCGCAGCGGAAAAGAGAAACAGUGAUGUGAGUGUCCUCAGUGCAGAGUGGACCGCAGCAGAGAAACGCGUAGCGGGGCUUUUCACGCACACUGUGGGUGCAGAGCAGCGGGCGCCGCCUCAGGGAUGUGACACUUUGGGCAGAAGCGGCACUGACGCGGAGACGGAGACGCGCUGUAGUAACACUCUCUGCCCUCUCUGAUGGGGUCACCACAGAGCUGGACUUUGGACCUGGACAGUGCGCAGUGACUGGAGAGUGCGCAGUGACAUGGAGAGUGCACAGUGACAUGGAGAGUGCACAGUGACGUGCCGCGCGAUCGGAUUGCUUUUGCUCUUUUCACCAAGUGCGCUUUUCCCCGGACAUGUCUGUGCUGUUACUCGCGCUGUGCCUCGCGGAUGGAGUGCUCGGACAGAUCCGCUACUCGGUGCCGGAGGAGGCAGAACAUGGCACGCUCGUAGGGAAUAUCGCAGAGGACCUGGGGCUGGAUCUGACCAAACUGGCGUCCCGCCGUUUCCAAGUGGUUCCCAAUUCCCGCAGCCCGUACCUCGAGGUCAACCUGGAGAACGGCGUGCUGUUUGUGGCCAAUAAAAUCGACCGAGAGCAGAUCUGUAAGCAAAGCGCGAGCUGCCAGCUCAACAUGGAGGUGUUUCUGGAGGACCCCCUGGAGCUGUUCAGAGUGGAGAUCGAGGUGGUGGACAUUAACGACAACCCGCCGAGCUUUCCCGAGACGGACAUCACGGUGGAGAUCUCCGAGAGCGCAACUCCGGGCACGCGCUUUCCGCUCGAAAGCGCUUUUGAUCCAGACGUGGGUUCCAACGCUUUACGCACGUACGACAUCACUACAAACAACUACUUUCACCUGGACGUACAGACGCAGAGUGAUGGGAACCGCUUUGCAGAGUUGGUUCUGGAGAGGUCUUUGGACCGGGAGCAGCAGGCAGCGCACCGGUACGUGCUGACGGCUGUGGACGGGGGGCAGCCUCCGCGCACAGGGACCGCUCUGCUGGUGGUCAAAGUGCUGGAUUCUAAUGACAACGUGCCCGUGUUUGAGCAGCCCGUGUACAGUGUGAGUUUGACCGAGAACGCGCCCGCGGGCACGCUGAUCAUCCAGCUCAAUGCCACAGACCAGGACGAGGGCCCGAACGGGGAGGUGCUCUACUCUUUCAGUAACCACAUCUCCAGCCGCGUGAAGGACCUGUUCAGCAUCGAGCCGCGCACGGGGCGCGUGGAGGUGCGCGGGGAGGUGGACUUUGAGGAGAGUGGACUGUACCAAAUCUUUGUCCAGGCCAAGGACCAAGGGCCCAAUGCCAUUCCAGCGCACUGUAAAGUGUUGGUCAAAGUUAUGGACUCAAAUGACAAUGCCCCCGAGAUCAUGUUCAGUACAGUGACUGAGUCCGUGAGCGAGAGAGCGGCCCCGGGCACGGUCAUAGCGCUGCUCAGCGUCACGGACAAAGACGCAGAGGAAAACGGACAAGUGCACGUGGAAAUCCUGGGUGACGUCCCCUUCAAACUCAAGUCCUCUUUCAAAAACUAUUACACCAUCGUGACGGACGGAGCACUGAACCGGGAGCAGGCGGAUUCCUACUCUGUCACGGUCGUGGCGAGGGACAAGGGCUCGCCCUCACUGGCCACCAGUAAAUCUAUCCGCGUGCAGGUGUCGGACGAAAACGACAACGCGCCCACAUUUACACAGCCAGUAUAUGACGUGUACGUGACAGAAAACAAUGUCCCGGGAGCGUACAUUCACGCCGUGAGUGCCGUGGACCCAGACGUUGGCCCCAACGCGUUGAUCAGUUACUCCAUUUUGGAGUGUGACAUCCAGGGCAUGUCGGUGAAGACGUACGUGUCCAUUAAUGAGGACACGGGCUACGUGUACGCACUGCGCUCCUUCGACUAUGAGCAGCUCAAGGAGUUCAGCUUUAUGGUCCAGGCACAGGACUCGGGCUCCCCCCAGCUCUCCUCCAACGCCACUGUCAAAGUCAUCAUAGUUGACCAGAACGACAACACUCCCAUAGUACUCGCUCCUCUGGGGAAGAACGGUACGGCCCGGGAACCUCUGCCCCGGUCUGCAGAGCCCGGCUACCUGGUGACCCGUGUGGUGGCCAUGGACGCGGAUGAUGGAGAGAACGCGCGCCUGUCCUAUAGCAUUCAGAGGGGCAACGAGAACGCCAUGUUCCGCAUGGACUGGAGGACAGGAGAGCUGAGGACCGCCCGGAGGGUCUCUGCCAAACGGGACCCCCACCAGCUGUAUGACCUGCUGAUCGAAGUGAGGGAUCACGGGCAGCCCCCCCUGUCAUCCAGCGCCAGCGUGCAGGUGGUACUGGUGGACAGUGUAGCCGAGGGCCGGGGGCUGGACCGCGGGGGGGCCAAGGCCAAAGACGGAGCCUUAGACCUGACCCUGAUCCUCAUCAUCGCGCUGGGCUCGCUCUCCUUCGUCUUCCUGCUCGUGAUGAUUGUAUUGGCUGUGCGCUGUCAGAAGAAGCAGAAGAUCAGUGUGAUCACGUGCCUGACCAGUGACUGCUGCCUGGGCCCCUGCUGCUCGCAGCAGACCAGGGGCCGCAAGAAGAAGCUGAGUAAGUCCGACAUCAUGCUGGUGCAGAGUGCCGUGAACGUAAGCGGACCCGGGACAGCUCAGGUCCCGGUGGAAGAGUCCGGGACCUUCGGUUCCCACCACCAGAACCAAAACUAUUGUUACCAGGUGUGCCUCACGCCGGAGUCUGCCAAAACGGACCUGAUGUUCCUCAAGCCGUGCAGCCCCACGCGCAGCACGGAGGAGAACCCGUGUGCGGGGCUCGGCUACACGGACCAGCAACCGGACAUCAUCUCCAACGGCGGUUUACUGUCCGAGACCAAACACCCGUGCUCCGAGCUGAGUUACCUGGUGGACCGGCCUAGACGGGUAAACAGCUCAGCGUUCCAGGAGACAGAUCUGGUCAGCUCCAAGGACAGUGGUCAUGGAGACAGUGAGCAGGGAGACAGUGACCACGAUGCCACCCAUCGGGGACACUCCUCUGGGGCAGACCUUUUCUCCAACUGCACAGAGGAGUGCAAGGCUCUGGGCCACUCGGACCGCUGCUGGAUGCCAUCCUUUGUGGCCACUGAGCGCCAGGGCUCAGACUACCGCAGUAACCUCCAUGUGCCCGGUAUGGACGCCGUCCCGGAGACUGAGAGAGGAAAAGCCUUUGCUAGCUCAUUCCGCAUGGACAUCCCAGACACAGCGUGACUUGCACAAUCAGCCCCGACUCACACAGAGUAUCUAUACAGUACCAGGGGCCCCCGGGCGCCCCUCAGCGGGACCACUGCCAGCCCUGAAGUGCUGUUGGGAGUACGGGGGGAGAUUGGGGCAGAGCUGGACUCUCAGCCCGUCUGUGGAGCGCUGUAGCGAAGGGACCAAUCACACACCUGUUUGUUCAUCUGGUGUGCCUGUUUACAGCACUGGACUCACGAGUGACAGUUUUUUAUACAAUCUGUAGGAUGAAGGCUUUGCUUCCACAGCCCAUUGCCCACAGUUCAGCUCGCCAAACACCGACCUGCCCCAACCCUGCCAUGGGACCACUGCUGUGUCUUGUCCUGCCAGAAACAGCCAUAUGUUGAGGAAUGCCAAAUGCACUGUUCCGAGCACUAUAGAGCCACCAUUGUACCACUUCUGUACGGGACGCUAACCAAGUUUCCACUAGAUAUCUUUGGAUAUAAAUGAGUAUUUGGGUCAUAUGUUUUGGGGACAUUAUUUUGAUGGUUGUAAUCAUUGUAUAUUUGCCUCAGUCUAUAUGAGCAGAAGAUUAUUAAAAGAACUUCACAUUUUGAGUUGAUCCGUGUUCACAGUUAGCCAUCCUUCUCCAUGUUGAUGUGCUGUGCUGGAAUGAACUGUAGGGGGCAGUGGAAGCGACGCUCAUGCUAGAGAGAGAAGCGACAGAAGAAGCCCUUUAUGUGUACAUAUAAAGGGCUCCCCCCCACACACACACAUGCUGUCGGACGCACGCCUCCUCUCCUCACUUGUCAGUAUAAAGAAGUGACUAAUUUAAUGAUCAAAAAAGUUUUAUAUUGUAAAGUUAUUCUUGAGUUUGAAGCUUGUUUUUUGUAUUUUUUAAACAAUGGUCAGUUUUAAUUGUUUUAUUUCAGUGAAGCUCAAAUAUGAUUAAUUUGUGAACCAUAUUCCUUAAAGGUGCACUGUGUGACUUUUCUGGUGGGUUUGUUUACAAAGCAUUGUCAUGGCUGUGCCUGAAUUUUUUCACAGUAUGGCAUUAAUUAAACAUGUCUAGAACUGAUUUCAUUAGUGGUGUUUUUAUUGCUUUUACAAAUACUUUGAAAUACACACAUCCUUAAAGAGGGGGAUUACACUUCUAAGAGGUAUUAACUGCUAACAUGUAACACGUUUUAGAUCACCACGUUACCUUUCAUUGUUUUGAAAAUGCUACAUGAGUCUGAGUCUCCCUUCCUUUUGCUCCCUGCUUUAAGUCACUCCCCCUUCAGAGUGCUAUCACAACACAA